AUUCCCCGUGGUGGCACUGCACAUCUGUAAACCCGCGGUGGGCGGUAAAUCGCUCGUAAUGUCGGACAGAGCAGGAACGAGCUCUGGUUGCUAGAAGUUCAAGCUCAUACUGAAGAUGCGGACGAACAACAGAGAAUGAGCGAACGAAGCGCGUACUUAUGUGAGCGUAUUGAAACGGCCCAAAAGCGGCGGAACUAUCUCAUCGUCGGGCAGGACAACGCACCGGUAAUUCUAGCAUCACCAAGGGCCUCACACAACUAUGCUCUGCUCAUUAUUGUAGCUGUCACCAGCAUGCUCGUACCAGCCUCUACGCACGCCAGCUGCUUUUCUUGAUGGAUCGCAGCUCAGGAAGGUCGUCAGACACGCUAGAACGGCGCGUAAGUUCUCAUGCCUGUGAGUACAGUGGUGCACGCAUAGCAUCGUGAAAUUGAGUCUUCCCAUCCGAU
Messenger RNA from Phanerochaete carnosa HHB-10118-sp, 446 nucleotides. RefSeq lists its product as uncharacterized. NCBI's taxonomy places the organism in Eukaryota, Fungi, Basidiomycota, Agaricomycetes, Polyporales, Phanerochaetaceae. The transcript has a single exon. The record is from RefSeq and is a predicted model, not a curated record. The coding region runs from base 136 to 333 and encodes 65 amino acids.